CACUUACGUGGAGACGGCAAGCGCGUUCCUUCAUCGUUUGAGCGAUACUACACCCAGGCAGGAUGGACCCCUCUGGCAAGGUGGCGCUGAUCACGGGAGCGGCCGGCGGCCUGGGCAGAGCCUUCAGCAGGGCGCUGCUGUCCGCGGGCGCCAAGGUGGCGCUGUCGGACGUGGACGCGGCCGUGGGCCAGAAGUUCGCGCAGGAGCUGGAGCAGCAGUUCGGCAGCGGGCGGGUCGUCUUCGUCAAGGCGGACGUCACCGACCCGGCACAGCUGGAGGAAGUGUUCAAAAAAGCGAAAAGCACCUUCAAGCGCCUGGACAUCGUCAUCAACAAUGCUGGUAUCAUGCGGGACAGCAUCUGGGAAAAGCAAAUCGACAUUAAUAUGAAGGGGGUGGUGCAUGGGAUGCUGCUGGCGUUCAAGCACAUGGGCAAGGAGGGCGGCGGCCCCGGCGGGCUGGUGGUCAACGUGGCGUCCAUCGUGGGCGUCUCCGUGGUGGCCAACCUGCCCAUCUACUGCGGCACCAAGCACGCCGUCGUCGCCAUGACGCGCGGAUACGGGAUGCCGGUAAACGUGGAGCGCACCGGCGUGAAGGUGGUGGCGCUGUGUCCCGGGGCCACCGACACGCCACUGCUCAACGACGCCAAGCACUACCUGCUGCACCCGCAGCUGGCCGGCGACCUCCAGAACGCCAUCGACACCUUCGGCAUGAACAAGCCGGAGCAGAUCGCGGAGGGCCUGAUGCACGUGAUCCGGAACGCCGAGUCUGGCUCUGCAUGGGUCUCGAACCUGGGAGACCACUACGAGGUGCACUUCCCGCAGCUCCACAAGUGAGGCGCGCCUGCCACACCUCUAGAGCUGUACUCGCCCGCUCUACGCAUCCUUUACAGUGUAUGUUUUAUUUGCCUGUACAAUAAAAUGUGAACCAAACAGUUCCUACAGCAACUCUACUUCAUGUGACUGACUCCAUUUUCUCAUACAUUGUUUCCCGUUA
Molecule: messenger RNA, 993 nt
Organism: Schistocerca nitens (vagrant locust)
Lineage: Eukaryota; Metazoa; Arthropoda; Insecta; Orthoptera; Acrididae
Product: 15-hydroxyprostaglandin dehydrogenase [NAD(+)]-like
Exons: 7
Coding region: 63-833 (256 amino acids)
Cellular component (GO): cytoplasm
Molecular function (GO): oxidoreductase activity, acting on the CH-OH group of donors, NAD or NADP as acceptor
Source: RefSeq, a predicted model, not a curated record